GCAAUGGCAUUGUUGCUGCCCCGUACCUUGGGCGAACUUCAACUCUACCGUGUCCUCCAGAGAGCCAACCUCCUCUCCUACUAUGAGACCUUCAUCCAGCAGGGCGGUGAUGAUGUGCAGCAACUGUGCGAGGCUUGUGAGGAGGAGUUCCUGGAGAUCAUGGCUCUGGUUGGCAUGGCGACCAAGCCACUCCAUGUCCGGCGCCUCCAGAAGGCUCUGCGGGAGUGGGCAACCAAUCCUCGUCUCUUCAACCAGCCAGUGCCCUCCAUACCUGUAAGCAGCAUACCACUCUUCAAGAUCUCCGAGUCCGAAGGCCAUAAAUCACUCACCAACGGACACACCAGUCCAGUGGAGAUCCCUGGCAAAACCAGUGCCACUUCCCCUUCCAAAAGCCCAUCCGAGCCACAAGAGAAGAUGUCCCCCUUGCCAGCCAUGCAAUGGGGGAACCCCGAGUCUGAAGAAGAAGGAGGGGUAACCUCACCCAGCGAUCCCCCAACAUCCUCGGAGCAUCUCGAUCCAGAGCUGGCCCAUGCAGUGUCUGAGGGGGUGGAUCGUUUGUUGCGCAGCUGCCCACGCAGCGGAGAUGUAGAAUUGAAGACUCUCCUGAAGCUGAAUAAGAAGUUGGCUAAAACAGUGGGGCAUAUCUUCCAGAUGGACAACGGGGACCCUCACAAAGAAGAAGAGAUCCGGCGUCACAGUGCCAUCUAUGGGCGGGGUGAGACACGCCGAUGCGAGGGCAAACAGUUCACCCUUCAUGAGCUCACAAUUAAUGAGGCUGCUGCUCAGUUCUGUCUACGAGACAAUUCACUGCUGUUGCGUCGUGUGGAAUUGUUCUCACUGUCACGUCAGGUGGCUCGGGAGAGCAGCUAUCUCUCUUCACUGAAAGGUUCUAGGUUACAGAACACAGCCGCCCUGAGCUUCCUUUGGUCUGUGAACCCUUCCUUCCUCCAUACCGAUCCAGCGUAGAAGACGACGCAGCCAGCUUGUCUGGGGAAAGCUUAGAUGGACAUCCGCAAGAGUUUGGGGAAACUCUUUCUGAGCGAUGCCAGCCUCCAGCAGCACAGCCUGAGGCAAGAAGAAACAGCAUUAAGGUGGAACCAGACACCAGCCGGCAGUGAGAAGCAGGGACGGCCUUGGUCAGCCAUUAAGCAAUAAUACUCCGGCCAGCUCUGAGCGUUAGACAGGGGGGCUGUCCUCUGCGUCAUUCCCAGGGAGGCUGUGGGACUUCCUCGCAGAAGGCGAGGAAACUGUCAUAACUAGCACAACCAACUCUUCACCCUAUUCUCUUCAUGAAGCGGAGAGCAUGCUUUGGCUCAAAAACAGAAGAGCAUGGACCUAUGGACAGCAAAUGACGGAGGAAGGAAGCCUGCCAUCUUAAUUUAAUUCAGCACAGAAGAGAGGUGCCCUGGCUACAGUUGAUAGGACGAGCUCAGGUAGACCAAAUCUCUGGCCCUCUGAUGGACUAAUGGAAGGUCAUACUUACCCUCACAGCCUUUCCUCCCACGUGAGACUUGAAACUGAGGGGUACAUAGCCAUAAAAAAAGCACAUACGUAUCCUGUACAUAUUUUAUUGAAAGGCAUAUGAGUGAUUGGCCAUAAACAAUAUAUCUUGUUCCCAAAUUGUCCCAUACUCCCGUACUCUCAACCACACACAUACACAUGAAACAUGUUUGUUGUUGCCUUUCAGUCUUUGUCACAGAUGUUUCCUGUAUGCGCAGAAACUGCAUCCCCAGGACUGUUUGUAGCCACACACACCCUGCAAACCAUUUUGCAAAUUGCCAUAGCAAGGAUAAUUCUUGAUGUGACAGAAGGAAGAAAAAAGAUGUAUCAAAGACAAUGGAGGUUACUAUGCUAUCUGUAUAACUAAGCAAAAUAUGUAAAUUGAAUUAAAUUCAGUUUUUGUGUCCCCCU
Thamnophis sirtalis is the source of this 1911-nucleotide messenger RNA. Lineage: Eukaryota; Metazoa; Chordata; Lepidosauria; Squamata; Natricidae. The record is from RefSeq and is a predicted model, not a curated record.